UUCUUCUCCCUCUCGCACUCAGCAAACUCGGGUGAUGUGGAGACUGUCCUGCAGCUAAUCCGGCAGGGCGCAGACAUCAACAAGUCAAACUACGACAAAAGGACCGUGCUGCACAUGGCGUGUGCGGAAGGAAACUAUCGGAUGGUUGAGAUCCUCCUCAACAAUGGAGCUGAGAAAGACCUCAAGGAUAGAUGGGGUCAGACGCCUCUCCAGACGGCCAUCAACCACAAGCAGCUCAUGAUCGUUGGGCUGUUGACGCAGUGGAAGGCGAGU
Molecule: messenger RNA, 273 nt
Organism: Guillardia theta CCMP2712
Lineage: Eukaryota; Cryptophyceae; Pyrenomonadales; Geminigeraceae
Exons: 1
Molecular function (GO): protein binding
Source: RefSeq, a predicted model, not a curated record